GCGCAGUAACACUGAAACUGGGAGCGAAUUGAGUCCGGAAGUGCUGAGGGUGAACAUGGCUUCCAGACAGCAGGGAGAGAGUUUAACCGAGGGGUUAAUCUGUCCCAUUUGUCAGGAUUUCUUCACCGAUCCGGUUACACUGGAUUGUGGGCUCAAUUUCUGCCACUCCUGUAUCACCCAGAGUUGGGAAAACCAGGAGAUAAACUCCUGCCCGGAAUGUAAUCAGGAAUUUCCACAAAGAAACCUCAAGAUAAAUCAGGCUUUGACGAAUCUGGCCAAAAUAGCUCAAAAAUUAAGUCUGAAACUGCAAGAGAAGGAAAGUAUGUUUCACUGUGAGGAACAUGAGAAAGAAUUGAAGCUGUUUUGUGAAACUGACAAGAAACUGAUCUGUGUGAUUUGUAGAGAUUCCCGGAAACACGGGGAGCACCACUUCAUCCCGGUUAAAGAAGCUGUUGAAAUCUAUCAGGAUCGGGUGAAGUCUUCCUUAGAUUCUCUGACAGCUCUAGAAUUGAAGCAGCAGCAGAAACAAAAGAUUUCACAAAUUCAGGAGGAAUCCAGCAGCCUGCAGACCCACGUCAAAUCCGAGUUCACUAAAAUGCACCAGAUUCUCACUGAGAAGGAGCAGAGUUUACUCCGAGAUCUCAGGGAACAAGAGGAAAACAUUCUCAAAACAAUGGAGCAAAAUCUUUGUGAAUUUCAAGAGAAUUUAAAUUCUAUUCAAAAGAAAUUCUCAAGGUUGGAGAAACAGUUGGAACAAAAAGACAGAGUGCUAUUUCUGAAGGAGGAAGUAUCUCGGAAGACGAGGAUUAGUGAUGAGGCUGUCAAUGAUGCAUCAUUAACAGAUGGUGUCCUGUCCACUGAAAAAUUCAACAGUUUACCGUUUCCAGUGUGGAGAGAAAUGCUGGAUGCCAUUAAACCUGGUAAAGCUCAAAUAAGUUCCUAUGUCCUGAUUUAUAUUUUGAACUUCAGACUGUUAUGUAUACAAUUACCAAAGGCAGCAUAAUUAAGCACUCAGUAUACAAAGAACACUGGACAAGUAAUCACUUUGACUGUCAAUUGACUUGGUGUAGCAUAAAGGAGCCCUCACAAAACUAGAGUCAAAAGGAAUCAAGGCUAAAUUCUCCACCAAUUUGAGCCAAAUUGAGCAUAAGGAAGGUGGUUGUGAUUGCCUGAGAUCAAUCAUUUCAGAUCUUGGACAUUUUUUGAGGAAACUAUCCCACAUCUUCAGCUGCCUACAUUUUCAACAUCUCUUGUCAUCCAGGGUUCAUGAAUCUUGUGGCCCUUAUCUUUCAUCCUCAUAGGAACAUAUUGGUUCUGAAGUCUUAUAUAUGCCUUUUCAAAUUCCCCCACUUGUGCCAGAUGUGGACUUGCCCUCAAACUGCUG
This is a messenger RNA of Chiloscyllium plagiosum (whitespotted bambooshark), 1384 nucleotides long. NCBI's taxonomy places the organism in Eukaryota, Metazoa, Chordata, Chondrichthyes, Orectolobiformes, Hemiscylliidae. The record is from RefSeq and is a predicted model, not a curated record.